Messenger RNA from Morone saxatilis (striped sea-bass), 1509 nucleotides. It is a transcript of the gene cxadr, whose product is annotated as CXADR Ig-like cell adhesion molecule. The coding region runs from base 128 to 1255 and encodes 375 amino acids. Gene Ontology annotation, biological process: homotypic cell-cell adhesion. NCBI's taxonomy places the organism in Eukaryota, Metazoa, Chordata, Actinopteri, Moronidae. Gene Ontology annotation, molecular function: cell adhesion molecule binding. Gene Ontology annotation, cellular component: intercalated disc; basolateral plasma membrane; bicellular tight junction. The record is from RefSeq and is a predicted model, not a curated record. The transcript has 7 exons.
GGAGGAGGAGGAGGAGGAGUGGAGUUUGGAUGCUUCGGUCGAGCUCGGCUGCCACUACUCACUCGAAUUCAGCACAAGUUCUCGGACCAAGUUUCACUGGAGAAGUGGUGGAAUAGCUGGAAGAGGAAUGGAGCUGUCGGGAGCCCGGUUCUGCUGUGUGCUGUUGAGCCUGUUCGCAGGUCUGGCCUCUGGUCUCGAGAUUACAUCUACGAGCCCGACAUCUAUGGAGAAGGCCAGUGGUCAGAGUGUGAAGCUGGACUGCCAGUUCUCUCUGGCCCCUGAAGAUUCUGGACCACUGGAUAUUGAAUGGAGCUUGUUGUCGUCUGACAACCAGAAAGAGGACAAAGUGGUGAUCCUGUACUCUGGUGACAGGGCCUACGAGGACUACUAUGAACCCAUGAAGGGUAGAGUCCACUUCAACUCAGCCGACCCCAAGAACGGCGAUGCCUCCAUCAACCUGACAGGGCUGAAGUCGUCGGACUCUGGCACCUACCAGUGCAAGGUGAAGAAGGCUCCUGGGAUCCGCAGCAGGAAGCUGCUGCUGAUUGUCAUGGUGAAGCCAUCAAAGCCCAGGUGCUACACGGAAGGCCCUGCACAGGAAGGCAAAGACGUUAUGCUGAGGUGCAUAUCUAGCGAGGGCACCAACCCCCUGAAAUACACCUGGGAGAAGACCAGUGACAACAAGCUCCUGCCCGCCUCCGCUGUGUUGGAUCCUGUGGGAGGUUCCAUUAACGUGAGGAACGCAUCUGCCAGUGCAUCUGGCACCUACCGCUGCACUGCCAGCAACCGUGUUGGCACUGAGGAAUGUACACUGUAUCUCAAUGUGACACCUCCUCCCAACACUGCCGGCAUCGUUGCAGCAGCCAUAAUCACCGUUCUCCUGAUCCUCAUCAUUAUUGCCAUCAUCCUCUUCUGCUGCUGCCGUGCCCGACACAGGAAGAAGUACGAGAAGGAAAUCUGCAAUGAGAUUAGAGAGGACGUGCCCCCUCCUAAGAGUCGCGUUUCAACGGCGCGCAGCUUCACCGUGGGCAGCCAGCGUUCGUCCCUGGGCUCCAUGUCGCCUUCCAACCUGCACGAGUACGCCCUGAAGCCCCAGUACGACAAGAUUCCCUCAUCAGAGGACUUUGAGAGACCUCCGAGCCAUGCCCCUCUGCCCCCACCCAAUGCUGUCAAGAUGGCUGGCCCCAACCUCAGCCGCAUGGGGGGCAUCCCCGUCAUGAUCCCUGCCCAGAACAGGGACGGCUCAAUCGUCUAGCCUGUCCUCUACUCGAGAGGAGAUCAUGCAACAAGGGGAGGGAACGGAGGAAGGGAGUAGGACACAAGCCAAUGAAGAUGAAGAUGGAGGAAGAGCUGGGAUAGGCUGACUCGCCUGACUUUUAGCUCCUCAUUAUUUACAAAUGGGAGUAUACUCCUCUUACGAAGACCUGGCUCUGCUGUGGUGCUGAGAAGAGAAAUUGAGUUGUACUGGAAUCACAACAGAGCACAUUACAUUUUUAUCAAAUACAAAUA